Molecule: messenger RNA, 1103 nt
Organism: Durio zibethinus
Lineage: Eukaryota; Viridiplantae; Streptophyta; Magnoliopsida; Malvales; Malvaceae
Source: RefSeq, a predicted model, not a curated record
ACAGAGACUUGCAAGAAGUCAGUUCUCUCUAAUUUUCACUUGUCUAGAAAGAAGGAACUAUGGCAGCUUCAUCUUUUAUCUCAGCAGUCACAAAAAGGCUGGCAGGGAAGGUAGCUCUAAUUACUGGAGGCGCAAGUGGUAUUGGGAAAUGCACUGCUAAAGUUUUUGCACACCAUGGAGCCAAAAUUGUGAUUGCUGAUAUCCAAGAUGAAUUGGGCCAUUUCGUUUGCGAGGACAUAGGCCCUUCUAACUGUUCCUACGUGCACUGCAACGUUACAGAUGAAGAUCAAAUAAAAAAUGCUGUUGACAAAGCUGUUGCUACUCAUGGCAAACUAGACAUCAUGUUCAACAACGCUGGCAUAGUUGAUCCUAACAAGGCUCGCAUAAUCGACAAUGAGAAAUCAGAUUUUGACCGUGUUCUUAGCGUAAACGUUACUGGCGUUUUCCUAGGGAUCAAGCACGCAGGUAGGGUGAUGGUUCCUGCUCGAAGUGGUAGCAUAAUUUCAACUUCUAGCAUAAGCUCGACACUUGGUGGUUCUGCCUCACAUGCUUAUUGCGCUUCAAAGCAUGCUGUCCUGGGACUCACAAGGAAUGCUGCUGUUGAGCUCGGGCAAUUUGGGAUUAGAGUUAAUUGCUUGUCUCCCUACGCUAUUGCAACGCCUUUAGCGACGGAAUUCGUCGGGGCUAAUGAUGAGGAGCUCGAGAAAGGGAUGGGUUUGUUAGCUAACCUUAAGGGUCUGACUCUUAAGGCAGAAGAUGUAGCAAAUGCGGCUCUUUAUCUAGCGAGUGAGGAGGGUAGAUAUAUUAGUGGGUACAAUCUCUUUGUAGAUGGGGGCUUUAGUGUUGUUAAUCCGUCGUUCCACUUGUUCCAAUACCCGGAAGAGUAAAAUAUUUCAAUUAUUUAAGAAAUUAUUUAAAAAUAAAAUUCUGAAUCUAUCAAAUUUUUUUAAAAUUGUUUUAUGAUCAUGAAAUCAAUUAAAUUCGAGCAAAAUUUGUAACAUCAUUAAUUAUAUUAUAAAUAAAAUUUUGGAUCAAGUUUUUUUUAAAUGUUUAUUUAGUUUAGUUUCUCUUGUAUUAUACGAUCAACUUUUCAUCACUUUGGU